Messenger RNA from Condylura cristata (star-nosed mole), 3383 nucleotides. It is a transcript of the gene DAGLA, whose product is annotated as diacylglycerol lipase, alpha. Gene Ontology annotation, cellular component: postsynaptic membrane; dendrite membrane. Lineage: Eukaryota; Metazoa; Chordata; Mammalia; Eulipotyphla; Talpidae. Gene Ontology annotation, biological process: lipid metabolic process. The record is from RefSeq and is a predicted model, not a curated record. The coding region runs from base 158 to 3187 and encodes 1009 amino acids. The transcript has 20 exons.
CCGGCGCCGGCGCCCUGCGGAAGCGGCGUUAGUGAAUCGGGGCCUUGGGGAGCCCAGGAUGGAGGUGGCGGUCGCAGUGGCGGCGGCGGGCCGAGCCCUGCGGCGGGCUGGAGGAGGUGAGCGCCAGGCCUGCUGAGCCUCCGCAGAGCCGCCAGCCAUGCCCGGGAUCGUGGUGUUCCGGAGGCGCUGGUCUGUGGGCAGUGACGACCUCGUCCUGCCGGCCAUCUUCCUCUUCCUGCUGCACACCACCUGGUUCGUGAUCCUGUCCGUGGUGCUCUUUGGCCUGGUCUACAAUCCGCACGAGGCCUGCUCCCUGAACCUGGUGGACCACGGCCGCGGCUACCUGGGCAUCCUGCUGAGCUGCAUGAUCGCCGAGAUGGCCAUCAUCUGGCUGAGCAUGCGUGGGGGCAUCCUCUACACGGAGCCCCGCGAGUCCAUGCAGUACGUGCUCUACGUGCGCCUGGCCAUUCUGGUCAUUGAGUUCAUCUACGCCAUCGUGGGCAUCGUCUGGCUCACCCAGUACUACACGUCCUGCAACGACCUGACCGCCAAGAACGUCACCCUGGGGAUGGUCGUCUGCAACUGGGUGGUCAUCCUCAGCGUCUGCAUCACCGUCCUCUGCGUCUUCGACCCCACCGGCCGCACCUUCGUCAAGCUGAGGGCCACCAAGAGACGGCAGCGCAACCUGCGGACCUACAACCUGCGACACCGCUUAGAGGAGGGUCAGGCCACCAGCUGGUCGCGCCGGCUCAAAGUGUUUCUUUGCUGCACUCGGACAAAGGACUCCCAGUCAGACGCCUACUCGGAAAUCGCCUACCUCUUCGCCGAGUUCUUCCGGGACCUGGACAUCGUGCCAUCUGACAUCAUCGCCGGCCUGGUGCUGCUCCGGCAGCGGCAGCGGGCCAAGCGCAACGCCGUGCUGGACGAGGCCAAUAAUGACAUCUUGGCCUUCCUCUCCGGGAUGCCUGUGACCAGAAACACCAAGUACCUGGACCUCAAGAACUCGCACGAGAUGCUUCGCUACAAGGAAGUCUGCUACUACAUGCUCUUCGCCCUGGCCGCCUACGGGUGGCCCAUGUACCUGAUGCGGAAGCCGGCCUGCGGCCUGUGCCAGCUGGCCCGGUCCUGCUCGAAACUGGGUGUCCUCACCAUCCCCCCAGCACUGGGUCCCCCGGCGGACCAGGUGUACGAGACCCCCUUCUACGUGGCCGUGGACCACGACAAGAAAAAGGUGGUGAUCAGCAUCCGGGGAACCCUGUCUCCCAAGGACGCCCUGACCGACCUGACCGGCGACGCGGAGCGCCUCCCCGUGGAGGGACACCACGGCACGUGGCUGGGACACAAGGGCAUGGUCCUCUCGGCUGAGUACAUCAAGAAGAAGCUGGAGCAGGAGAUGGUCCUGUCUCAGGCCUUCGGGCGAGACCUGGGCCGAGGCACCAAGCACUACGGCCUGAUCGUGGUGGGCCACUCGCUGGGCGCGGGCACGGCCGCCAUCCUCUCCUUCCUCCUGCGCCCACAGUACCCGACCCUCAAGUGCUUUGCCUACUCCCCGCCGGGGGGCCUGCUGAGCGAGGACGCCAUGGAGUACUCCAAGGAGUUCGUGACGGCCGUGGUUCUGGGCAAAGACCUGGUUCCCAGGAUCGGCCUCUCCCAGCUGGAAGGCUUCCGCAGACAGCUCCUGGAUGUUCUGCAGCGAAGCACCAAGCCCAAAUGGCGGAUCAUCGUGGGGGCCACCAAGUGCAUCCCCAAGUCGGAGUUGCCUGAGGAGGUGGAGGUGACCACCCUGGCCAGCACGCGGCUCUGGACACACCCCAGCGACCUGACCAUCGCCCUGUCGGCCAGCACCCCACUCUACCCGCCCGGCCGCAUCAUCCACGUGGUCCACAACCACCCAGCUGAGCAGUGCUGCUGCUGUGAGCAGGAGGAGCCCACGUACUUCGCCAUCUGGGGUGACAACAAGGCCUUCAACGAGGUGAUCAUCUCGCCGGCCAUGCUGCACGAACACCUCCCCUACGUGGUCAUGGAGGGGCUCAACAAGGUGCUGGAGAACUACAACAAGGGGAAGACCGCCCUGCUGUCUGCCGCGAAGAUCAUGGUGAGCCCCACCGAGGUGGACCUGACCCCUGAGCUCACCUGCCAGCAGCAGCCCCUGCCCACGGGGCCCCCGGUGCCCGCUGGCAUUGCCCUGGAGCUUCCCGCCCCCGACCACCGAAACAGCAGCGUCAGGAGCAAGUCCCAGUCUGAGGUGAGCCUGGAGGGCUUCUCGGAGGGGCGGCUGCUGUCCCCGGCGGCGGCGGCGGCGGCGGCGGCGGCCCGCCAGGACCCCGUGGAGCUGCUGCUGCUCACCACCCAGGAGCGGCUGGCGGCCGAGCUGCAGGCGCGGCGGGCGCCCCUGGCCACCAUGGAGAGCCUGUCGGACACGGAGUCGCUGUACAGCUUCGACUCCCGCCGCUCGUCGGGCUUCCGCAGCAUCCGCGGCUCGCCCAGCCUGCACCCGGUGCUGGAGCGCCAGGAGGGCCACCUCUUCUUCAUCGACCCCGCCAUCCCCGAGGAGAACCCGUCCCUGAGCUCGCGCACCGAGCUGCUGGCGGCCGACAGCCUGUCCAAGCACUCGCAGGACACGCAGCCCCUGGAGGCCCCCCUGGGCAGCGGGGGCGCCACCCCCGAGCGGCCGCCCAGCGCCGGCGCCCGCGGCGAGGAGGAGGAGGAAGAGGGGGGCGGGGCGGCGCCCCGCGGGGAGCUGGCGCUGCACAACGGCCGCCUGGGGGACUCGCCCAGCCCGCAGGUGCUGGAGUUCGCCGAGUUCAUCGACAGCCUCUUCAACCUGGACAGCAAGAGCAGCUCCUUCCAGGACCUCUACUGCAUGGUGGUGCCCGAGAGCCCCACCAGCGACUACGCCGAGGGCCCCAAGUCCCCCAGCCAGCAGGAGAUCCUGCUCCGGGCCCAGUUCGAGCCCAACCUGGUGCCCAAGCCCCCGCGGCUCUUCGCUGGCUCCACCGACCCCUCCUCAGGCAUCUCGCUGUCACCCUCCUUCCCGCUCAGCUCCUCGGGCGAGCUCAUGGACCUGACGCCCACCGGCCUCAGCAGCCAGGAGUGCCUGGCAGUGGACAAGAUCCGGACUUCCACCCCCACCGGCCACGCGGCCAGCCCGGUCAAGCAGGAUGACCUGGUCAUCUCGGCUCGCUAGCACCCAGGGGUGGCCGCCUGCUGGGGCCAGGCCACGGCGGGUGGCCCGUGGGCUCCUGGUGAGAGGCCCCGGGGGCCGGUUAGCCUCGGGGCACUGGUGUCGAGCUGGGGGGUCCGCAUCCCUACCUCAGCUUAGGACCCCCAGAGCCCAGGGGCUGGGACCUGGGCCCAACAGGCUGGAAUGACCGGGGGUGAGG